CAACCACAUCGGACUUCAAACCACCCGCCCCGCAAGCCUUCGUCGCCCAGCUCGCUCAUCUCCACAAGACAUUCAUCUCCCCCACAGUAGAAUUUUGGCUUCCACGAAACCUCCCUGCUACGGCACCAAACCCUUACGACGUCAUCAAGUGGGAACCCUUGCAAGGGAAGAUCAGGCCCUGCUUGAUCCACGGUGACCUCUGGGAUGAGAACAGCGCUGCUGAUGAGACAACUGGGAAGCCAUUUGUCUUUGAUCCAAUGGCCUUGUACGCCCACAACGAACACGAGAUUGGGAACUGGAGGGCGGUGAGGCAUACGCUGAGUAGGAAGGAGUAUGUGGAGCAGUAUAAGCGGUGUUUUCCGCCUGAUGAACCUGUUGAGGAGUGGGAUGAUACGAAUCUGUUGUACUCGCUCCGCUUUGAUCUUUCGGCUGCGGUUCUUAUUCCGGGGUCAGAUCCUCGAGAGAUGUGA
This is a messenger RNA of Podospora bellae-mahoneyi, 470 nucleotides long. RefSeq lists its product as uncharacterized. The record is from RefSeq and is a predicted model, not a curated record. The transcript is spliced from 2 exons. Bases 258 to 470 code for a protein of 70 amino acids. NCBI's taxonomy places the organism in Eukaryota, Fungi, Ascomycota, Sordariomycetes, Sordariales, Podosporaceae.